AUGGAUCUUCAUCGUGUGGCCUUGCUGUGCACCUUUUUCUGCUUUGCGCAGGUUUGGUCAUUGCCAACAAACUGCAUCCUUCGUAAGGACUUAUUGAAGAGAUCAUAUACACUGAUAGAGACUGCGGGGGGCCUUUUCCCCGUGCAGUGCCUGAAGGAAAAUGUUGCCAUAACUUUCCCGCAAAAUGCGUUCGAGUCUGCCAACACGGAUCAGGUUACUGGUGUAGAAAAAGCUGUUUACCAGACACUUGAGAAUAUUGAUGCAUUGUUUGAGAACUACAAUGAUCCAGACCAGUGGGAUGCAAAAAAGUGGAAUGAGUUUCGAGGCCUCGUAUACCGGCAGAUUGUGGACAGCAAAUGCAUCAUGAGCAAGUCUGAAGCGGCACAGGAUUUCCCCAGCAGAGAUGCUUCACUCAAGAAAUACUUCGAGACUAUAUCCUCGGCUCUGAAAGAAAAGGAUUUCAGUUACUGCGCAUGGGAAAUUGUCAGAAAUGAGAUUCUCCGCACCCUGAAGUUCAUAUUGGAUCACAACUCCGACAUCAUGUUAUAA
Messenger RNA from Sinocyclocheilus rhinocerous, 549 nucleotides. RefSeq names its product interferon alpha-13-like. Gene Ontology annotation, cellular component: extracellular region. Lineage: Eukaryota; Metazoa; Chordata; Actinopteri; Cypriniformes; Cyprinidae. Gene Ontology annotation, molecular function: cytokine receptor binding. The record is from RefSeq and is a predicted model, not a curated record. The transcript has 5 exons. Gene Ontology annotation, biological process: defense response. Bases 1 to 549 code for a protein of 182 amino acids.